AUGUUGCCAUCCAAGUCGGCGGAGUUUGAGAACCUGGGCUCGACGGUUGAGGCCGAGGUUGUGAUCAAUGGGACUACGAUAUUUGAACGCAAGACGUACAGCCUGAAGCAAUAUCAUUUCCAUACGCCCGCAGAACACCUUAUCGACGCGCAAUUUUAUCCGAUGGGGGUGCAUUUCGUCAACAUCGCGUCUGACGGUUCCAUUUUCGUCCUCGCAGCGCUCUUCGAACUAUCCCUCACCGGAACAAAUGCAAACCUCCUAGCCCCCCUCUCCGCUCCUCUCCACGCCAUCACAAAACAAGGCAGCUCAACCACCACUGGCCCACUCUCCUUCUCCAACAUCACGAAUUUCUUCAACAUCGUUUCCCUAUUCAAAUAUAUUGGAUCGUUGACGACUCCUCCAUGUACUGACGGUGUCACUUUCCUCGUCGCGGAUACUUUCCUGCCGAUUAGUCCGAAAGCGUUUUCGGAGUUUAAAAGUGUGUUGAAGUUUAAUGCGAGAUAUGUGCAGAAUGCGCCAGGGGAGGAGAAUUUGAUUGAGGUGGCUGCGGGUCAGUUGCCAAAGUAG
Laccaria bicolor S238N-H82 is the source of this 567-nucleotide messenger RNA. RefSeq lists its product as uncharacterized. The transcript is spliced from 2 exons. Lineage: Eukaryota; Fungi; Basidiomycota; Agaricomycetes; Agaricales; Hydnangiaceae. The coding region runs from base 1 to 567 and encodes 188 amino acids. Gene Ontology annotation, molecular function: zinc ion binding; carbonate dehydratase activity. The record is from RefSeq and is a predicted model, not a curated record.